This is a messenger RNA of Sebastes umbrosus (honeycomb rockfish), 4641 nucleotides long. RefSeq names its product DnaJ (Hsp40) homolog, subfamily C, member 14 (gene dnajc14). Lineage: Eukaryota; Metazoa; Chordata; Actinopteri; Perciformes; Sebastidae. Bases 383 to 2386 code for a protein of 667 amino acids. The record is from RefSeq and is a predicted model, not a curated record. Gene Ontology annotation, molecular function: dopamine receptor binding. The transcript has 7 exons.
CUGAACAGUCAGAUACCACCGAAGUAGAAGAAGAAGAGGAGGAGGAGGAAGAAGAAACUGGAAGAAAGUAGGAAAAGAAGCAGGAGAAGAAGAAGUGGCUAAAAAAAACAACACGGGCAGUUUGGCUGUCUGUUAACAAACAAGGUUACACAAUUACCUGAGAGAUAACAUCCUGGUGCAUGAUGUGAGGUGUGUAAAAAACCUUUUUGACACCUGGAAGUGUGCUGCUGAUAUGCUGGACCUGAGAUUGACCCUCAGGAGCCCCCACUCUCACUUUUUUAUGAGAGCCUGGGGAACAUGUUGCCACAGAUUAUGGAUCUAGGAUAUCAUCUUCCAUGAGAUUCCCAUUUCACAGUGCUUCAAUCAAACAGCUGUAAGGACCAUGGAGAGAGAAGCAGCUAAGAAGGAGAUGGAUGGCGUUACAGACACUGACGAGGAGAUUCCUGAUGGUGAUUCCACCUCAGUGAACGAGUCUAGUCAAUGGGAGGCCAGAGAGACUGAUGACGAAUAUGAGCAGGAGGACAGAAGAGCCUAUCUCAAAUCUCAGGACACCCCAAAUCCAGCCAGCCCACAAGACUUUGAAAUUGGUGAAGCAGAGUAUUGUGGAUCUACAGAGGCCAAAGAGGAUGAUGAGGAGGCUUCAGAUGGGUCCGAGCAAGACGACACGGCAGAUCACGAUGUUAUAGAUCAAGAAGAGGAUGAGGAGGCGAAGGAGCAGCACAUGAACGGGGAGUCCGGUUGGAGGAACGUGGGACCUGGACGGAGAUGCAAAUUGAGGAGCAGCGGGUCAGUUUCAGAGCAGAGCGGUCAAAGUGCUUUUUCCUCCAUUCAAAAAGGCAAUGUUAUGCCAAGUGGUGGUCGGCACAAACAGGCCCGCAGACGUAACCACCACCACCAUCAGCAGAACCGAGGCCGCAGGCGGACAGGCAACCAGCUCAUCUUAGCUUUCAAGGAGAUGCUGUCGGGGUCUCUGAGCUUCUGGUGCAUUUCCUGCGUCCAAAUGAUGAUUGAGAUUAUUGUCACAUUAACUCACAAUUGUGGAGUCGGUGUGGAGACUGGAGGGGUGAAACUUUACACCCUUGGGCAGCAGCUCUUUGUAAAGAUCACAGAUACAGCAGGGAUGAAGGCGGACGCUAGUCGGAUUCUGAAUUGGACGAAAUGCACAGGAACAGACCUGGUGGAUAAAAUUGUUAGGUCGGUAAAGUGGGUAAAGACAGCUGCCUUAUCUUGUUUGAGACUUUUCUGUGCUUUGGUUAUUCUCGGUUCCCAGUGGGCAAAAGGUGCGUUGUCUCGCCUUGGUGGAGAGAGGGGAAAACGCUAUUGGACAGCUUUUCAAGAUUCAAGGUUUUGGAAGAGGGUAGUGUCCCUGCUGGAGAGAGUCAGAAGCAGGUUCAGGAGGCAUGGCCGUGUGCCGCCGUCCAGCCCUGACUCACCCGGCAGAGCAGGGAGAAGCCAGCCAGGCCAGGAGCUGGAGAGACUGCUGGCCUUGGCUGAGGUACCGGAGGACGAGCUCGACCCCUUUACAGUGCUCGGUGUGGAGGUGCACGCCACUGAGGCUGAACUGAAGAAGGCCUACAGACAGCUGGCUGUCCAGGUCCAUCCAGACAAGAAUAAACACCCACGAGCUGGAGAGGCGUUCAAAGUACUGAGGGCUGCCUGGGAUAUCGUCAGUAACCCAGAGACACGACGAGAGUACGAGUUGAAGCGUAUGGCGGCAACCGAGCUCUCAAAGUCCAUGAACGAGUUUCUCACUAAACUGCAGGACGACCUGAAAGAAGCCAUGAACACCAUGAUGUGUACCAAGUGUGAAGGCAAACACAAGCGGUUCGAGAUGGAUCGUGAACCUGCUGAGGCCCGGUUCUGUGCUGAGUGCAACUGUUGCCAUAGUGCCGAGGAGGGGGACCUGUGGGCCGAGUCCAGCAUGUUGGGCCUACGUAUCACAUACUUUGCCUGUAUGGAUGGCAAGGUGUACGAUAUUACAGAGUGGGCAGGCUGCCAAAGAAUAGGCAUUUCUCCUGACACGCACCGUGUGCCCUAUCACAUCUCUUUUGGUUCAAAGAACAACAGCAACUCCGCACGACACAGGACGCCCUCAGAGCCCGCCCCAGGUCCGACCAACCCUGCAGACUUACAGGACUUCUUCAACCGCAUCUUCAAGGGAGGACCUCCCAACGACAUGGCUGCCAACGGGGGCUUCUUCCCCUCAAGUCCUCCACCCCAUCAUCAACCACCCGGUGCGAGUGCAGCGCCCCCGUUCUCCCCUCCCCCGAGCCAGACAGGUUUCUUCAUGCCGGGGGCUCAGCGGCCAGAGCCCAGCGAGACGUGGGCUGAAAGUGGCAAACCUCCCAGAAGGAGGAAGAAGGUUCGCAAACCCUUCCAGAGGUGAAGCCUGUCGACCUCUCAGUGUAUCGACAUAGCAACACAGGGACACAAUAAAUAAUGGCCAUGUUUGUCUCUCGCCUGCCUGUUGGCAUGCCAAGAUCUGAACUGGAGAUAAUUCAUAAAGCUGCGGUCAGAUCAGCCAGAGGAGAGAGAGAGAGAGAGAGAGACUGGAUGACGAAGAGGAAGGAGCCUGUUGUCUGAAGUAUUGAAGGAGGGUGGAAGAGGUGGCGGUGAUGGUGCUUUACCUCUCAUUUCACCUUAUUGUUUUGUUGGUCUUUAAGACGACUGUAGCCUUGGCAUUUAAAUCCUUAUCGGGAUGCUGUAAUGAGACGUUUUCCUUUCAUAACUUCCUGCCAAAUCCUGCAAUGCAUGAUUUAUUCACCUGCAUUUUAACACUUUGGUUUUCUCACUUUUGUUGUUAAUGUUUUGUAUAAGCUUAGUUUGAGACGUUGGCUCCGGACUGAGUGACACCCGAAGAGAUAGUUAUGGAUCACUAUAAUUAACAUGAAGAAGAUGAUGAUCUGGGCAGCUCCACUGUGUCAGUGGUUACUCAUGUUGGAUUUGCACCUCGCCCACCGUAUUUCAAGAAUGAAUCGAAACCAGUUAAAGCCAACACAUCUGAACUAAAUUUACAUAAAGUGCAAAAAAGUGUGAAACGUUUUUUAUUGGUGAUCUGGCCUGAGAGUUUCCAGUAAAGUCAUAGUGGUGUGAAUCUCUGGUAGUGUGUCUACAGACAGCAAGAUUUCAAUACCUCAAUGAAAGUCACAUGCAGUCAACCUCCAGCAUUAAGGAUCCAGGGAGGCUACUAGCAUCUGUGUAAUUCUUCCUUGUUCUUUAUAUUACUAUAAACAGGCAAAUUGUGUCCUAAACUGACAUGAUGCAUAAUUAAAUAUUACCUGAAUCUUUCUAGAGUUGUGAAAUGCUGUCUAGAAGUUCAGUUUCAAUGGUGAGAUAUUACAAAAUCCUUUCAGCAUUAUUACUAUAUGAAGAUUUGGCCAUUCGUGCAGAAAUAGUUUUGCUAAAAUUGAAGCCGAUAUGUGUGUGACGAUUACCAGAAAAUCACAUCCUGCUUUUAUCAACCUCUCUUUUCAAGAGCCAGUGAAAAAAAUAAUGUAAAAUCGAAACCCAAAUAAGUGAUUUGGAGAUAUGCUGAUUCAAACAUGCUAAAUCUACCUGCUGUUUAUUGUUCCAGCUCCAGAUUGACGUCCUAAUUACAGCCCAGGUUCAGAUGUGUUUCUAUAAUACUGAACCCCGACUGAGCUGCUCUCUAAACUUUAAAAGUGACACCUUGACAUUUUGAAAUGUUGAUAUUUUAUUUUGCCAGGGAUUCGUUGCUGUUUUGAAGACCACAUAGAAUUGAUCUACACUGCCCCCUGUUGACUCACUGUUGGUCAUAGUUAACCUGAGUUACAAAGCUUAUGGUUAACAGCACAUAUAUAAUGUAAUUUGAUAUCUGAAAUUGUGCUGCUAAGCCUGACCUGUAUGUAAACUUAUAAUGCUGUCAAAUUACUUUUUUUUUGCCAUCAGCAUUGUUACUUUGUCUAUUUCUAUCUUCACAGAGAGCCUUGAGUAAGACGACCUUUAAAAACAUAAUGUUUGCGUUGUUUUUCAUGCUGCUACUGAAAAACUAAACGUUUCAGUCGUCUAAAUUUUAACACCAUCUUCAUCAGCUUGUUAAGUGCCAUUUUAUGCCAGCGAUUAUGUUUCCGGGCAUAUUAAGACAUGUUAAGUCUACAUCAGUGAUCCGUCACCCAGCUCAGGACAAGUCUGAAAAAUAAACAUUCACAAAUAAUAGUGCUCCUCCUGAGUGUGUAGAGAUCAAAUCAGAUGCGUUUCAUUAUUUUUAUUUCAGCCUGCAGUGUCAUCUCAGUGGCUCCUGGCGGUUUACAAUUAAAUUCAUGAAUAAUCAUACUCUUAAAGUUUUGCUUUUUUUAAGUCAUGUGCUAUAAACUGGUGUUUUCUUCUGGUUCUCGGAUGUGGUUCAGCUCUCAAAAUGUCAAGGUCACAGCUUCACAGAAAAUCUAAAUCUAAACAACUGAUUUCCUUGUGUAACUAUGUAACAACAUGAAGGGGGUGAGAAAAAUAAUAAUUUGUUGUAUUUUGGGUUUUGUUUCUUGCAUAGAAUUAAUUUAAGUUUCAUCAUAAGUUAAUUUAAGCAAACAGCUGUUCUUGUUUACACCUGAUAUGUGAAGGUUGUGAGAGUGAAAUGGCAGUUGUGUGUGAUAAGGCAUUUGAUAAAGGCUAUUUUUUAUAUUGACA